AAGAGGGCUGGUAUAUUUGUGCCUGCUGGAGGUGGAAUUAACAGUUAGAAGGAGAAAGGGAUUGAAUGGACUUACAGGAAGGUUUUCAAGUAAAUUCAGGGAAACACAUUUACUUGAAUAGGACAACCUUGAGUCUUAUUUUACACUAAGACGACACAAAAGAUGUUAAAGUUAUCACCAAGCUGCCGGACAAAUAUAUAUUCCAACACCAAGGUGCAGAUCAGCAUAGAUCUGUGAUUCAGAAAUCAGGAUUUGUCUUGGAAAGAGCUCAAGGGUUGAGAAGAACUCAAGAGCAAGUGAAGAUAACUUUGGGAACUACAGUUUAUCAGAAGAUCAACUUUCCUUGAUUCAAAUACCAAAGGCCUGAUUACCAUAAAUUCCUAUAGGAAUGCAUAGGUCAUCUGAUCAAAUAAUUUUAUCCGUCUUCUGCUACAUCAAUGCAGCAAAAACUCUUAACAACUGUGGAUAAUUGGAAAUCCAAGUUUCAGCUUUCUUAGAAAUAACUAUUCUUGACAUAUUCCAAAAUAUUUAAAAUAGGACAGGAAAAUCAGUGAGGAUGUUAUGUUCUGAAAUGUCACUGUCAUGAAGAAUAGGUAAAUUUGUUUUUUCAGCUACUGGGAAAACGCACCUCCUAGGAACUUAGUUUUUUUUUUUUUUUUUUUUUUUUAAAGAGGACAAGAAGGACUAAAAAUAUCAACUUUUGCUUUUGGACAAAAAUGCAUCUGACUGUAUUUCUACUUAGGAGUAUUGUGGGUUUCCUCUGGAGCUGCUGGGUUCUAGUGGGUUAUGCAAAAGGAGGUUUGGGAGACAAUCAUGUUCACUCCAGUUUUAUUUAUAGAAGACUACGGAACCACGAAAGACGGGAAAUACAGAGGGAAAUUCUCUCUAUCUUGGGUUUGCCUCAUAGACCCAGACCAUUUUCACCUGGAAAACAAGCUUCCUCUGCACCUCUCUUUAUGCUGGACCUAUACAAUGCUAUGGCCAAUGAAGAAAAUCCCGAAGCAUCGGAAUACUCAGUGAGGGCAUCCCUGGCAGGAGAGACCAGAGGAGCAAGAAAAGGAUACGCAGCUUCUCCCAAUGGGUAUCCUCGUCGCAUACAGUUAUCUCGAACGACUCCUCUGACCACCCAGAGCCCACCUCUAGCCAGCCUACAUGAUACCAACUUUCUGAACGAUGCUGACAUGGUCAUGAGCUUUGUCAAUUUAGUUGAAAGAGACAAAGAUUUUUCUCACCAGCGAAGGCAUUACAAAGAAUUCCGGUUUGAUCUGACUCAAAUUCCUCAUGGGGAAGCAGUGACAGCGGCUGAAUUCCGAAUAUACAAGGACCAGAGCAAUAGUCGAUUUGAAAAUGAAACCAUUAAGAUUAGCAUAUAUCAGAUCAUCAAGGAAUACAGCAAUAGGGAUGCAGAUCUGUUCCUGUUAGACACAAGAAAGGCCCAAGCUUUAGAUGUGGGUUGGCUUGUCUUCGAUAUCACUGUGACCAGCAAUCAUUGGGUAAUUAAUCCACAGAAUAACUUGGGUUUACAACUCUGUGCAGAAACAGGAGAUGGACGCAGUAUCAAUGUGAAAUCCGCGGGUCUUGUGGGAAGACACGGGCCUCAGUCGAAACAACCGUUCAUGGUGGCCUUCUUCAAGGCAAGCGAGGUACUCCUUCGAUCCGUGAGAGCCGCUAACAAACGGAAAAAUCAAAACCGCAAUAAAUCCAGCUCUCAUCAGGACUCCUCCAGAAUGUCCAGCGUUGGAGAUUAUAACACAAGUGAACAAAAACAAGCCUGUAAGAAGCAUGAACUCUAUGUGAGUUUCCGGGAUCUGGGAUGGCAGGACUGGAUUAUAGCACCAGAAGGAUAUGCUGCAUUUUAUUGUGAUGGAGAAUGUUCUUUUCCACUCAAUGCCCACAUGAAUGCCACCAACCAUGCCAUAGUUCAGACUCUGAAUGAUUGCUUUGCGAAGCUGCCAAGGCCAUUGAAAUAAGGGGUUAUCAAUCAUGUAUGUGUGGGUUAUGUAAGAUCAAGCUGAUGAGGGACACAAGCCUGCAUCUGAAAUUUGUCCAAACUAUCCAACUUUUAGUUUUGUGAGGUCCUAGGAAAUUUCAAGUUCAUGUCAGAUCACCUCAUUUUUCCUGCUGUUUCUGUCCACAUGCAGGGCUCCUAUAUCAUUUCAGCCAGGACAUUGUGCAGCCAAAACUCUAAGAGGCUGUAUUUGCUUUUUGUGGAUCCCUUAAGACUCAUCAGUAGGACUUCCCAUAAACUCCUUUGGGGGAAGGGCCUGGGUAGCUGGGUGGGAAAGGGGGAACC
Lontra canadensis (Northern American river otter) is the source of this 2293-nucleotide messenger RNA. It is a transcript of the gene BMP5, whose product is annotated as bone morphogenetic protein 5. Gene Ontology annotation, molecular function: cytokine activity; growth factor activity. Gene Ontology annotation, biological process: SMAD protein signal transduction. The coding region runs from base 717 to 1970 and encodes 417 amino acids. Gene Ontology annotation, cellular component: extracellular region. The record is from RefSeq and is a predicted model, not a curated record. NCBI's taxonomy places the organism in Eukaryota, Metazoa, Chordata, Mammalia, Carnivora, Mustelidae. The transcript is spliced from 7 exons.